This is a messenger RNA of Choloepus didactylus (southern two-toed sloth), 3986 nucleotides long. It is a transcript of the gene UNC5B, whose product is annotated as unc-5 netrin receptor B. The record is from RefSeq and is a predicted model, not a curated record. Gene Ontology annotation, molecular function: protein binding; netrin receptor activity. Gene Ontology annotation, biological process: netrin-activated signaling pathway; anterior/posterior axon guidance. Gene Ontology annotation, cellular component: membrane. Bases 455 to 3292 code for a protein of 945 amino acids. Lineage: Eukaryota; Metazoa; Chordata; Mammalia; Pilosa; Megalonychidae. The transcript has 17 exons.
GGCUCCGCUGGGCAUUGUGGCAGGCGGCCGUCGCCGACAAGGGCGCCCGAGCCGCGGGAAGCGGCUGGGCGCGCAAAAGCGCGCACGGAGGCUUGGACCGUGUGGCACUAGCAGCUGCUAGCGCCUCUGAGCGCAGUCACCUUUGGCCGCGCAACUUCCCAGCCAGGACGCUGGGGCAGGGGUAGCGCUUGGAGCCCCGGAAUCCGCGGAGCUCAGAGAAGGGCGCGCCGGAGCCUGGCUCAAGAGCGGGCGCCGGACACCCAUCGUGCUCCGAGCGCCGGGCGGCCCUGCGCGCAGCGUGGCUGCCGCUGCCCUCACGGAGGGCACGGGCUGGCGCUGCCGGGCGCCGGGGAAGACGGCGAGGAGGAGGCGGCGGCGACGGAGACGGCGACGGCGAGGCUGGGGCCAGGGAGAGAGCCCCGGGGGAGAAGCGCCCGAGCCGGGCCGCGGGAGCAUGUGGGCCCAGAGCGGAGCGCGGGGCGCGCUACUGCUGGCACUGCUGCUCUGCUGGAACCCGAGGCUGAGCCUAGCAGGCCCUGACCCAGGCGGCGAGGUGCUCCCGGACCCCUUCCCGUCGGCGCCGGCCGAGCCGCUGCCCCACUUCCCCCAGGAGCCGCAGGACGCCUACAUCGUGAAGAACAAGCCGGUGGAGCUGCGCUGCCGCGCCGCGCCUGCCACGCAGAUCUACUUCAAGUGCAACGGCGAGUGGGUCAGCCAGAGCGACCACGUCACGCACGAGGGCCUGGACGCGGCCACCGGCCUGCGGGUGCGAGAGGUGCAGAUCGAGGUGUCUCGGCAGCAGGUGGAGGAGCUGUUCGGGCUGGAGGAUUACUGGUGCCAGUGUGUGGCCUGGAGCUCCGCGGGCACCACCAAGAGCCGCCGGGCCUACGUCCGCAUCGCCUACCUGCGCAAGAACUUCGAUCAGGAGCCUCUGGGCAAGGAGGUCCCCCUGGACCAUGAAGUCCUCCUGCAGUGCCGCCCGCCAGAAGGGGUGCCUGUGGCUGAGGUGGAGUGGCUCAAGAAUGAGGACGUCAUCGAUCCCACCCAGGACACCAACUUCCUGCUCACCAUCGACCACAACCUCAUCAUCCGCCAGGCCCGCCUGUCAGACACAGCCAACUACACCUGCGUGGCCAAGAACAUCGUGGCCAAGCGCCGGAGCACCACCGCCACGGUCAUCGUCUAUGUGAACGGCGGCUGGUCCAGCUGGGCAGAGUGGUCACCGUGUUCCAACCGCUGUGGCCGCGGCUGGCAGAAGCGCACCCGGACCUGCACCAACCCUGCCCCGCUCAAUGGAGGAGCCUUCUGCGAGGGCCAGGCCUUCCAGAAGACUGCCUGCACCACCGUGUGCCCAGUAGACGGAGCGUGGACCGAGUGGAGCAAGUGGUCGGCCUGCAGCACCGAGUGUGCCCACUGGCGCAGCCGUGAGUGCAUGGCGCCCCCACCCCAGAACGGGGGCCGUGACUGCAGCGGGACGCUGCUCGACUCCAAGAACUGCACAGAUGGGCUGUGCAUGCAGAAUAAGAAAACUCUAAGCGACCCCAAAAGCCACCUCCUGGAGGCCUCAGGGGACGUGGCACUGUAUGCGGGCCUCGUCGUGUCCAUCUUCGUGGUCGUAGUGGUCCUCAUGGUGGUGGGGGUGGUGGUGUACCGCCGCAGCUGCCGUGACGUCGACUCUGACAUCACCGACUCGUCCGCUGCCCUCACUGGUGGCUUCCACCCGGUCAACUUCAAGACUGCAAGGCCAAACAACCCACAGCUCCUGCACCCACCUGUGCCUCCGGACCUGACCGCCAGUGCCGGUGUCUACCGCGGGCCCAUGUAUGCCCUGCAAGACUCGGCCGACAAGAUUCCCAUGACCAACUCGCCCCUGCUGGACCCCCUGCCCAGCCUCAAGAUCAAGGUCUACAGCUCCGGCACCACAGGCUCCGGGUCGAGACUGCCUGAUGGGGCUGACCUGCUGGAGGUCCUGCCGCCUGGCACAUACCCUGGUGAUUUCGCCCGUGACGCCCACUUCCUGCACCUGCGCAGUGCCAGCCUUGGCUCCCAGCAGCUCCUGGGCCUGCCCCGAGACCCGGGGAGCAGUGUCAGUGGCACGUUUGGCUGCCUGGGCGGGAGGCUCAGCAUCCCCGGCACAGGGGUCAGCCUGCUGGUACCCAGUGGAGCCAUUCCCCAGGGCAAGUUCUACGAGAUGUACCUCCUCAUCAACAAGGCAGAAAACACCCUCCCACUGUCGGAAGGGACCCAGACAGUAUUGAGCCCCUCGGUGACCUGCGGGCCCACGGGCCUCCUGCUGUGCCACCCCGUCAUCCUCACCGUGCCCCACUGCGCCGAGGUCAGUGCCGGUGACUGGAUCUUCCAGCUCAAGACCCAGGCCCACCAGGGCCACUGGGAGGAGGUGGUGACCCUGGACGAGGAGACGCUGAACACCCCCUGCUACUGCCAGCUGGAAGCCAGGUCCUGCCACAUCCUGUUGGACCAGCUGGGCACCUAUGUGUUCGUGGGCGAGUCCUAUUCCCACUCGGCGGUCAAGCGGCUCCAGCUGGCCAUCUUCGCCCCUGCCCUCUGCACCUCUCUGGAGUACAGCCUCAGGGUCUACUGCCUGGAGGACACACCUGUGGCACUAAAGGAGGUGCUAGAGAUGGAGCGGACCCUGGGUGGCUACCUGGUGGAGGAGCCGAAACCCCUGCUGUUUAAGGACAGUUACCACAACCUACGCCUCUCCCUGCAUGACAUCCCCCAUGCCCACUGGAGGAGCAAGCUGCUGGCUAAGUACCAGGAGAUCCCCUUCUGUCACAUCUGGAGCGGCAGCCAGAAGGGCCUGCACUGCACCUUCACGCUGGAGAGGCACAGCCUGGCCUCCACCGAGCUCACCUGCAAGAUCUGUGUGCGACAGGUGGAGGGGGAGGGCCAGAUAGUCCAGCUGCACACCGUGCUGGCAGAGACGGCUGCCGGCUCCCUGGACGCCCUCUGCUCAGCCCCCAGCAGUGCUGUCACCACCCAGUUGGGGCCCUACGCCUUCAAGAUCCCACUGUCCAUCCGCCAGAAGAUCUGCAACAGCCUCGACGCCCCCAACUCGCGGGGCAACGACUGGCGGCUGUUGGCGCAGAAGCUUUCCAUGGACCGGUACCUGAACUACUUUGCCACCAAAGCGAGCCCCACGGGGGUGAUCCUGGACCUCUGGGAAGCUCUGCAGCAGGAUGACGGGGACCUCAACAGCCUGGCGAGUGCCUUGGAGGAGAUGGGCAAGAGUGAGAUGCUGGUGGCCGUGGCCACAGAAGGGGACUGCUGAGCCGCCCUGAACCGCGGGCUGCUGGGGACCGGCAGGAGGCCUGGGGCAGCCUCCUGAUGCGGACAGUCGGCCCCUGCCGCCCAGGAGCUCACAGCCAGAGCUGCCCUCUCCUCCUCCUCCUCCCCCUGCCCCAGGCCCCAGACCACGACCAGCCUUAGAUAAAUCCAUGAACUCGGUGUUGCAGGGACCGAGGGGUCCUCCUCCACCCCCUGCCUCUCUCUCCUGGGUGGGCCCUCUGUGCAGGGACGGGGACAGGGGACAGUUAGGGAGCACAGGAGGUGGCCCUGCCUCCACUCCACACCCCCACCCUCAGCCCCGGGACUUCUGGGUCACGUUUUGUUCCUCAUUUUCUCCCUCAGUUACUGAUUCCUCCUUGCUCCCUUAAGCCCCUUCUCCUUUCACGCCACUUGACUCUUUGAAGAGUCAAGGACAAUUCAGACAAACUGCUUUCUCCUGUCCAAAAGAAAAAAAGAAAAGGAAAAGGAAAAAAAGAAAAAAAGAAAGCUUCAGACCGCUAGUAAGGCUCAGAGAAGAAGAAAAACACCGAAACCACAAGGGAAAAGAAAAAACCCAGUUUCUUAGGAAACGCAAAUGCUUUAUUAUCCAGAUAUUUGGAUAUGUCCUUUUUAAGAAAAAAAAAAGAAAAUGAAAAACACACGCACAAAAAUAGAAAACUCUUUUCUUGAGUAGCUGA